GAGGGCACGUGUCUGCACCGUCUGGAUGAAGAGCUGAUUAACCGGCGACGGGAGGAACUCAGGCACGCGCUGGACAUCAGAGAACACUACGAGAGAAAGCUGGAGAGAGCCAAUAACCUCUACAUGGAGCUGAACGCCGUCAUGCUGCAGCUGGAGCUCAAGGAGAAAGAGCUGCUCAGGAGGGAACAGUGUCUGGAUAAGAAAUAUCCCGGUCUGUUCAAACAUCACACCUCGACCACAGUGGACAAACUCAUCAAGAAGAGAAGCGUCCCUCAGAAACUGCCGUCUCAUGGCAAGAGACCCGACCUCCUGAGGUCAGAGAUCAUUCUCCCCAAGAUGGACGCUGGUGUGAUGCAGGUGACCGUCCCGCCGUGUGCAAACCGAGGACCUACCUCACCUAGUCGGAACCGCAGGGUGAAAACACGUCAUCGGAGGGGUGGCAGAGGAAGCAGUGGGGAUCUGUCAGGGCCUAAGCACCCCUCUGCCCCUGCUAGCCAAGAAAGAAAGCCCCCGCUGUCCAGCACGACGGCGCCCGCCGCACCCCUAGCUGAAACGGCUUCAGUGGGCGCCAUAAGGGAGGGCCAGCUGGAGCCACCCCCGCUGAAGCUGUCCUCGUCCAGCCCGGAUCUGCUAUGCUCCACCCGCCACGCUGAAGAUGGAGUCAGUGGUGCCGCCACGACUGAAGCCCUGGUCAGAGAGACCAGCGGAGGGGCUGAAGCGGGCGCCGGUCUGGACGAGACUCCACCCAGAAGUGACACGGCCAGUGAGGACGCCGCUUCCCUGCCGUUCUCCAGCAGCCCUGAUUCCCCCUGCUGUGGCAGAAGUGGAGCGGUGGGCAGAACCCAUGCCGAGGAGAGAGAGGAGGGCACCGGCGCCGUGCGAUUGCCCAGAGGAUCCAGCGGAAGUCAUCUGACUCCAUCAGCCAUACUGUAUCGAGCUGCUAUCACACGCAAACAGCGACGUGGUGUUUCCUCUGAAGAAGAAGAGGGUGAAGUGGACAGUGAGGUGGAGUUACCAAGAAGACGACGGCCAACCAGUAUAACCAAGUGCCAAUCAGUGUCCACUUUCAGCUCAGAGAACCUGUCGGUUUCAGAGGGAGAGGAGGGCCACACCACUGACCACUCCCACAGCGGCACACCAGAUGUUGUCAGUACCAACACCGACGAGCGUCUGGACGACCGCAGCGAUGACCUCAUCUCCCAAGGGUCUGAGAUCCCUGUGGAUAUUACAGACCCCACUCUGUCUGAGAGAGAGGCAGCUGCCCUCGAACUGGAGAGAGCCAAUUUUGACCUGGAACAAAAUAUCCAGGAGACUCGCGCAUUAUGUGAGGACUCGGACUGUGACAGUGCUGAGCUUGACCAAUCAGGGAGCGGAGAGCCGAGCCGUCCCCCGAGUGCAGGAGGCUGGGGCCAGGGGCCACAAAACUGAAACACACACACACACACACACACACACACACGUGAACCCGUGCAAUUAAGCACACACAGGCAUCACACCAGCACACACUUUCACUUUAGGUUGCACCAAAGUAAAACUGAUUUUCGUGAAACACGUGUGUGUACACAUCAUC
Rhinichthys klamathensis goyatoka is the source of this 1570-nucleotide messenger RNA. RefSeq names its product mitogen-activated protein kinase kinase kinase 12 (gene map3k12). NCBI's taxonomy places the organism in Eukaryota, Metazoa, Chordata, Actinopteri, Cypriniformes, Leuciscidae. The transcript has 7 exons. Bases 124 to 1428 code for a protein of 434 amino acids. The record is from RefSeq and is a predicted model, not a curated record.